AUGUCACGCGCGUCCGAUAUACUCUCACACGGUGUCCCGUAUGAGGCGAACAAUCGUGCCGUACCCGACAAAAUUGACUGGCGUGAAUCUGGUUAUGUGACGGAGGUGAAAGAUCAGGGAAACUGUGGUUCCUGUUGGGCAUUCUCAACAACCGGUACUAUGGAGGGACAGUAUAUGAAAAACGAGAGAACUAGUAUUUCAUUCUCUGAGCAACAACUGGUCGAUUGUAGCCGUCCUUGGGGAAAUAAUGGUUGCGGUGGUGGAUUGAUGGAAAAUGCUUACCAAUAUUUGAAACAAUUUGGAUUGGAAACCGAAUCCUCUUAUCCGUACACGGCUGUGGAAGGUCAGUGUCGAUACAAUGAGCAGUUAGGAGUUGCCAAAGUGACUGGCUACUAUACUGUGCAUUCUGGCAGUGAGGUAGAAUUGAAAAAUCUAGUCGGUUCCGAAGGACCUGCCGCGGUCGCUGUGGAUGUGGAAUCUGACUUCAUGAUGUACAGGAGUGAUGAUGUUGAUGAUGAUGAUAAUGAAGCUUUUGAUGUUGUUGAUGAUGACGAUGAUGAUGAUGAGAAUAUUGAUGAAGGUAAUGAUGAUGUCAAAGAUGAUGAUCAUCAUCAUGCUCAUGAUUUUGAUAAUCAUGAUUAUGGUCAUGAUUAUGUUUCUAAUGUUGAUGUUGAUCCUGUUGACGAUGAUGAUGAUGAUGAUGACGACGAUGAUGAUGGAGGACCAAUUUUGCAACGUAAUAAGACAAUUCGAAACGAAACGAAAAGAAAUGAAACAGAAUGA
Messenger RNA from Fasciola hepatica (liver fluke), 783 nucleotides. NCBI's taxonomy places the organism in Eukaryota, Metazoa, Platyhelminthes, Trematoda, Plagiorchiida, Fasciolidae. The record is from the annotation of a GenBank genome assembly.